Molecule: messenger RNA, 801 nt
Organism: Serendipita indica DSM 11827
Lineage: Eukaryota; Fungi; Basidiomycota; Agaricomycetes; Sebacinales; Serendipitaceae
Source: the annotation of a GenBank genome assembly
AUGUCCAGCAUCCUUGUUCAUGUGCCCAUGGUAUCGUCCAAGUUACUCGCUAAGCUUGCCCUGUCCAUCCCUGCCUGCUUGUUGGUGAUCAUCCUCGUCAAGCCUCGGCUGUUGCUUGCCCUUCUAGUCACUACAAAGUCUCCCAUUCAAACCACAACGCUCAAUGCUACCGUACUGGGCAACCUUUGGAACGCUGCUCUAGCGUCAAUUGCACAAUUGUCGAUGGAUUUAAUCCAGAUUCCAGUGUUUGUAGAGGGCCUUUUUUCUUCUUCGAAAUCAAAGCGACUCAAAGCCCAAAAGAAUCGGGGAAGAAAAGGUUCCAUCCAUAGUUCCACAAGUCUCUCGAAGAAGCAACAUUCUGGCAGCUUCAAGAUGGUCCAUGAUCUUCCAUACGACGUAUUACUUCCUGUCUUUGGGCUCGACACCAAAAUCAUUAAUGUACAUCCCGCUCCUCGCGAGUGUUGGAACUCGUUUCUUACUCGCUUGGAAAAUUCGGGCAACAAUGAAUACAAAGAGACAGCAGCGUAUCUCCGCAUCUACUUCAAGUUACUGGCGUAUCCUACAAGCCGCCCGGCCAUGCGGGAGAAUAAUUACUCCGGCACUGAGUUGGAUAUGAAACUCGCGGUGAUCAUGUUCUUUGAGAACUUUGGUAUUCAUCCAACUGGCCCCGGGGUCGAACCUCUCCGGCAGAGUGUUGAUGACUAUAUGCGCAAGCUUAGCGGCACGAUCCCGCCUAGAGACAGGACUCUUCACCAGAGAGUCAAGGGCUCAAACCAUCACAGAGUUCACAAUCGCCAAUGA